GGUUGCAAAUCCCACUUAUUUUCUUUCCUUUUCCUUUUUCUGCUAUUGAUUCACUUACCUUUUUUAAACCAGCAAAUCCCUUUAAGUAACGCACUGCCAUUUCAUCUUUUCAGGCAUCUUUUGAAUCCCAUUUUCUCUCACUAGAAUCCCAUCUUUUAAGUUUGCUAUUCUUGUUCAGAUGCGUAAAUAUCUCGACAGCCAUGGAUUUAUGGCCUAUUAAAUACUCCGAGAAUCGACAAGUCACCAAGAAACUUGUUAAACCCUUAAAACAGCAGCCCAAAAAAAUCAAUGAAGAACAGAAUUUUAAUGGUCCUAGAAUCGUUAGAAUAUCGGUGACUGAUCCUUAUGCAACAGAUUCUUCCAGUGAUGAAGAGGACGAGCUUUUCCGGAGGCGACGAGUCAAGAAGCACGUCAAUGAAAUCGAAAUAGAAACGGCUAGUAAAAGCCAAGCCAACGCCAUAAUUAGUAGCAGUACUAAUUGCAAGAAGAGUCUUCAACUCAAGCAGAAGCCGAUGAAGGUAAUCGCGAAGGCUACUGGUGGCGUCAGGAAGUUCCGGGGUGUUCGGCAGCGGCCAUGGGGCAAAUGGGCGGCGGAAAUUAGAGAUCCGUCUCAAAAAGUUAGGCUUUGGUUGGGCACCUAUGAUACGGCGGAGGAAGCUGCAAUGGUAUAUGACAACGCCGCCAUUAAACUCCGUGGACCGGAUGCUUUGACUAAUUUCAGCCAUCCUCCGGCAGAGGAGAAGCUGGAAAUUAAUGUGACAUCAGUUUCCGGUUACGAGUCCGUUUAUGAGUCACGCAAUCUUUGUUCUCCGACAUCUGUUCUCCAGUUCAGAAAUAGUCAACAGUCAAGUGAAGGCCGGUCCGAACCGGUUCAGGAACUGUGCAUACUGACCGAACCUUGUUCAUCGGUUGAUGGACCGGUCUCCGAAACUGGGGCGGGUAAUGACUCGGUUCAGGAAAUUGAAGAGUGCAAAGGGGACUCUAAUGGGGUGCCAAAUUAUUUAAAUGACUAUUUGCCAAUGGAUAUUCCAUUCUUAGAAGAUUUCUUCAAUUUCCAAUCUCAAGAACAGACAUUAUUUGAUGGAUAUCCACCAGCAUUUGCCAAUGAUUCUGGUGAAUUUGGGAUGUCAUUUGAUGACUUUCCAGCUUUGGAUCACAGUUCGGAAAUGGAAAAUUUUGAAGAAUUCAACGACUCGUUUGAAGAUCUUGCCCAUCCAGGACUAGAAGUUGAUAACUACUUUCUUGACGAAAUGAUAAAAAAUUGAGUUCUAUAUCCAAUUUUGUUAGCGUUUAAUUUUGG
This is a messenger RNA of Olea europaea var. sylvestris, 1300 nucleotides long. Its product is annotated as ethylene-responsive transcription factor CRF4-like. The transcript has a single exon. Bases 201 to 1265 code for a protein of 354 amino acids. Gene Ontology annotation, biological process: regulation of DNA-templated transcription. The record is from RefSeq and is a predicted model, not a curated record. NCBI's taxonomy places the organism in Eukaryota, Viridiplantae, Streptophyta, Magnoliopsida, Lamiales, Oleaceae. Gene Ontology annotation, molecular function: DNA binding; DNA-binding transcription factor activity.